AUGGCGCAUAGCUUAUUACUCCUGUUCCUUGCUACAACUUCCCUGGCCACAUUCGCCCCCUACUAUGCGAACUUGACCUUCCAGCCUCCCCGGACGCUGUCGAACUGGUCGAAUCUCACCGUCGAAACACGGACGGGGACAUUUAUCGGGGCGUUGAACGACACCUAUCCCGAUGUUCGGCAGUUCCUCCGCGUGCCGUAUGCAAAGCCUCCUGUCGGCGACCUCCGCUGGCUCCCACCGCAACAACUGGAGAAGUCGUCGCGACGGUACGAUUCAACACGCUACGGUCCGGCAUGCCCCCAAUACGUCUCCUCAACCGCAACAACGUACAACCGCUACGCGCCCCCAAACCUCCUCAUCAACCUCGGCGAGUCCCUAAACGAGGGAUCCGUCGCAUGGUCCACAUCCGAAGACUGUCUCUCCCUCGCGGUUUGGACACCAGCGUACGCGGAUAACACCUCCAAGCUCCCCGUCGCGCUGUUUGUGACGGGCGGCCAUGGAACCAUGGGCGGUAUUGAUAUUCCGUCGCAGGUGCCCGAGCAGUGGGUUAGUCGGAGCCAGGAGCAUAUUGUCGUGACGAUUAAUUACCGGGUGAAUAUUUUUGGGAAUCCGAAGUCGAGGGCGCUGGAUGAGACGUCGCUUUCUCUGCUUGAUGUUCGUGCAGCGGUGGAAUGGGUCUCUGAGAACAUUGAGGCGUUCGGUGGUGAUCCAGAGAAUAUCAUGCUCUGGGGCCAAUCCCAAGGCUCCGCCCUAACGCACCUGUACACCCUCGCCUUCCCAACCGACCCCCUCGUCUCCAAAUUCGGCGUCCUCUCGCAACCCCCCUCCGUGAAAGUCGACCUGUCCACAACGCCCGACCCCUACGUCGGCUUCGAUAUCGUCGCCAAAGCGCUGGGCUGCAACUACGGCACCGACGCAGAUGCCGAACUCGAAUGCAUGCGGCAGGUCAGCUGGGUACAGAUCGAGGAGUUUAUUAACCGGUAUUCCGGGGAGGCGGAGUUGGACUUUUCCAAUUACAUACCGGACGAGCGAUACAUCUUCACAAACGAGACGACUCGCUACAUCGAAGGAAAAGUCGCGCGCGGCCCAGAAAUCCGCUCUAACACCGCGAGCGAAAUGCCCACUGCGAACCGCACAGCCACCGACCAGACACAGCGCCAAUGGCUAUGCAAGGGCGUGCAAGAGUCGGCCCUCCGAUACGAGCACGGCCUCGAUACGUAUCGCUACCUGUGGGCCGGGAACUUCAGCAAUAUCAGCCCCGAGCCGUGGCUGGGUGCAUUCCACUGGUCGGAUCUGCUGAUGAUAUUCGGGACGUAUGGGAAGGAUGUGGGACAUAUAUCGGAGCUGGAGGUUGAUACUUCGAUUGCGAUGCAGGAUUUGUUUUUGGCGUUUUUGAAGGAUCCGAGGGCGUUGGAGAGCGAGGGGUGGGCUGCUUUUGAGCCUGAUGGGGCGAAUGGAGGGCUGGUUUUGGAGUUUGGGAAGGGACCUGCGGUGAGGAAUGUUACGGGAAGUUGGCUUGAUGCUGGGUGUUAUAAUCCGAGUGUGCCGAUGAGGUUGUCGGGGUGA
Messenger RNA from Aspergillus mulundensis, 1566 nucleotides. RefSeq lists its product as uncharacterized. The transcript has 6 exons. Bases 1 to 1566 code for a protein of 521 amino acids. The record is from RefSeq and is a predicted model, not a curated record. NCBI's taxonomy places the organism in Eukaryota, Fungi, Ascomycota, Eurotiomycetes, Eurotiales, Aspergillaceae.